Molecule: messenger RNA, 660 nt
Organism: Penicillium malachiteum
Lineage: Eukaryota; Fungi; Ascomycota; Eurotiomycetes; Eurotiales; Aspergillaceae
Exons: 1
Coding region: 1-660 (219 amino acids)
Source: RefSeq, a predicted model, not a curated record
AUGCUCGCUAUAAUUCCUAUACUAUUGAGGUUUACCAGCCUCGCCACAUCAGCAGCUAUCCCACCUGCCUCGAUAGCAAAACUUCAAGAUUCUGCAGCACUAGAAUCAACCUGGGAGCCCACCGACUCCGCUCAGGUGUUAUCCACCAAACCAACCAACCAGAACUCCGAAGCCAAGCUCAAUAAUUUCGCCAAACGAACCCCUUACUACUUCCCUGAAACUGUCCCGGAUGAGGAAGAGAUCGCCGAUGAAUUAUUUGCUCUUCACGAAGCAGCCACUGUGAACAACUCGCCAAAUGGACAUGAAAUGGCGCAUGAGGGGGUAGGGACUGGGCAGUCACAACAACUACAGUCAAUCGGAACACCGGAUAAAGAGAUCGACAUUCUCCGCGCACCUCUUUCUGAUCCUGAUCAGGACAUCAGUCCCGAGCUCGCCCAAUCACUUGAGGUCUCGUCUUCGAAUUAUGUGGGCCAGAAUCAUGCAGCAGACAUCCAGACUCAAGUACAAGCCAAGACUGUGCAGGUCGAUUGGGUCCUCUCUGAGUCUUCUCAAAUGGUUAUCACCACGCCUCCAUUUGUCCCAUCUAUGCUUGUCUUAUUCUUCAUCGCUGCGCUCUUGUGUAUCGUCACUGUGGUCCGUGGGGUCCGAUAUAGGCGUUGA